Molecule: messenger RNA, 875 nt
Organism: Arachis ipaensis
Lineage: Eukaryota; Viridiplantae; Streptophyta; Magnoliopsida; Fabales; Fabaceae
Product: kinesin-like protein KIN-4A
Biological process (GO): microtubule-based movement; mitotic spindle organization; spindle elongation
Cellular component (GO): microtubule associated complex
Molecular function (GO): microtubule motor activity; oxidoreductase activity
Source: RefSeq, a predicted model, not a curated record
UCACCCUAGCUACCCUAAUCGAGCUCUCACCGUGGCUACCCCUGGAAGAGCUCCUCCCAUUCCCUUCGCCCUUCGCCUUCCAAACCACUUCCAUACCUUAAUCGUGUCACAAUCUUCUUCAUCUUCUUAAUCUUCAUCUUCGUCUUCGUACUCUUCCUCUCUUUCUCGUUCUUCGUCCGUUCUUUCUGGAUCUCUCUGUUCACCUUCGAAUUCCACAAAUUAAAUUUCGAGCUCCACCAAACAUGGGCGAUGGCAAGGUCAAUCUCCCCGACAUUCUCUUCUCCUCCAAGCCCUCCGAUUCCAAAGGAACUAUCCUCUGUUAAUGGCUACAUGGAAGGUUGCCCCUACUCUGACAACUGGUUGUGCUGCGAUAUUGAAGCCUUCCAAAUUGGCAUCUGUGACAUGUUUGGAGUUGGCUGACAUAUGCAAAGAAGUGGGCCUUCCUCCGGGUUCUAAGAUGAAGCGCAUUGGAAUUGAUACUGAAGCACUCAAAGAGCACUUUGGGAAGAAAAUUAUGGAGCUUGAGGAGGAAAAAAGAAAAGUGCAGAAAUCUCAAGAUGUUCAUGGCCAAAAAUUGAAAGCACUGGAAGCACAGAUUUUAGACCUCAAGAAGAAACAAGAAAACCAGGUGCAGCUACUAAAGCAAAAGGAGAAGAGCGAAGAAACUGCAAAAAAAUUGCAAGCUGAAAUACAGUACAUCAAGGCUCAAAAGGUCCAAUUGCAGCAUAAAAUGAAGCAAGAGGCAGAACAACUUCGACAAUGGAAGGCUUCUCGAGAAAAGGAGUUACUUCAGCUGAAAAGAUUUGCUUGAAGAGAACUGCAAAUAGCUACAGACAACUUUAGUGAGAGAAAUGUUUUAGGACAGGGAGGCUAAC